GAAACGUGAAUUCAAUAUAUUUCACCUACUCUUAGACUCCCUAUUUUGAUUUUGUCCCUCUAACAUUCUUUUGGAAUAUGCUAUACUUAUCCUCUUAUAUUAUUAAUAUUUCCUAAUAUCUACCCGAUAUUCUAACGUAGGAAUAUCAAAACAAUACUCGGAAGUUUAAUAUUUUUCUUAGAAAGAAAAGAAUUUAAUCAUCCGUGGAUAAUGCAGAUGGGAGUAGCUCCGUAUGUUUCGGUCUAUCAUCGUAGUGUCAAAAGUUAUGGUACGGAUAUCGCUAUUCAGUAACAGUAUUCGUAAACUCUUGACGCAUCGGAAAGAAGUUUCAUUGUCGAGAAAACACGUGUAGUAAACGGUUAAACAUAAGUAUCUAAACUUUAUCGGUGUGAUUCUGUCGAAAAGACAAAGACUAUACAUGUUACGAAUUAGAGUUGUCAUUCCGGGACAGUAAACAGGAAGACUUUCCCGUCCUUGGAGUAGCCGAACAUUUCAAAUGUCUGUUACCGAGGAAAGAAUUCAAGAAUUAAACAGACGGUUUCUGGAGUUUAUGAACAAAAGCGAGAAUGUUGAAACGGCCACGAAAGAAAUCUACGAAGACCUUCUCGAUGAGGUCUUAAUGGGAUUUGUUUUUGACGUGCAUCGAACUACAAAAACUGGUAGCUCAGAUGUCGAGGAGGGUAUACCCGAUGACGAAUCUUACGCUAUCGUAGAUUCUCCAGGGUUGGAUGUGUUUGGGCAACACCCUGUAAAAAAAUCUCAAGAAUGUAAUUGUCCAAAUUGCGACAGAGGAGUGGCAGCAUGUCGCUUUGCAACUCAUUUAGAAAAGUGCAUGGGUAUGGGGAGAAACAGUUCAAGAAUUGCAUCCAGACGUAUUGCAAAUAACUCCAAAGAUCUUAGCAACUUCAGUGGAGUUAUAAGUGACGAUGAUGAUGAUGUUGAUUGGAGUUUAAACAAUGAUAAACGUAAACGCAGAAAAGACCGUAAUGGUAUUAAGAGAACAAAGCAACAAAAGAAUAAUCAAAGAAAUGGAGACAGUAUAAAUGAACACAUCCAUAGCAGCAAUGAAAAUUCUCCUUCAAAUUAUGAAAAUAUGUCUUUAGAAGACAAACGGAUUCUGUUAACUCAAAUUUGUGGAGUGAUAUCAGAACACACUAAAAAGUUGUGCACAAGAUCUAUGAGAUGCCCGCAACACACAGAGGAUCAAAGGAAGGAAAUGAGAGCAAAUUUGGAAACAGGUAACAAUACGCAAACUGGUCAAGAUAAUCUUCAUGUAGAUGUAGAUACUUAUGAAGAAGGAGAUGGACAAAAUUUGAGAGAAGUUUUGGCACGUUGGGAUCGCGAAGGAUCGAGUCAUUCGAGCCCAGCAGACUCGACAUCUACAACGUCGACAUCUUCGAUAAGUAGGAAACGAGAAACGAAGACAAAAGGCAAAGGAAAAGGGUCCAAACGCGAUCGUGGAUCCCCUAUUUCGCAAGGCGAUUAAAAUAUUGUAUUUAAUUUAUUUUUUAGUGAUAUAAACUUUCUAACAGGGAAAUUUAUGUAAUAUUAAUGUUCCUAUGCAUUGUACAAAGCUUCGAGAAUACACUGUUCCACACGAAA
Messenger RNA from Hylaeus anthracinus, 1602 nucleotides. RefSeq names its product ataxin-7-like protein 3 (gene Sgf11). The transcript has 2 exons. Gene Ontology annotation, biological process: regulation of transcription by RNA polymerase II; positive regulation of DNA-templated transcription. Gene Ontology annotation, molecular function: transcription coactivator activity. NCBI's taxonomy places the organism in Eukaryota, Metazoa, Arthropoda, Insecta, Hymenoptera, Colletidae. Bases 497 to 1486 code for a protein of 329 amino acids. The record is from RefSeq and is a predicted model, not a curated record. Gene Ontology annotation, cellular component: DUBm complex; SAGA complex.